This is a messenger RNA of Lottia gigantea (owl limpet), 411 nucleotides long. RefSeq lists its product as hypothetical. The record is from RefSeq and is a predicted model, not a curated record. Gene Ontology annotation, molecular function: DNA-binding transcription factor activity, RNA polymerase II-specific; RNA polymerase II cis-regulatory region sequence-specific DNA binding. Gene Ontology annotation, biological process: regulation of transcription by RNA polymerase II. Lineage: Eukaryota; Metazoa; Mollusca; Gastropoda; Lottiidae. The annotation marks the transcript as partial. Gene Ontology annotation, cellular component: nucleus. The transcript is spliced from 2 exons.
UAUCUCUGUAAAUAUUGUGAGAAAAGUUUUGCACACAGACCAAAUUUAAGUCGUCAUAUUAGUGAAAAACACAAACUUCUUCGCUAUUUCUGUCCAUUCUGUGACACAUCUUUUAUCAGAAAGACCCAUCUUACCAAACAUAUUCCAUCAUGCCCAAGUAAAAUGAAAAAACGUGACGAUGAUUUACCAUAUGGAUGUAAAAUCUGUGAGAAGAAGUUUACAUUUCAAACCAGUUUACGACGUCAUAUCCGUGAAAAACAUUUGAAUAUCCGCUUUAUUUGUCCACACUGUGGAAUGACAUUCACACAGAAAGUGUCCCUGUUUAACCACGUUGAAUAUCGUUGUAAAGGACCAAAUCCCGUUACUUUCAUGGAAAAAAAGAAAAACGUUGAAAUGGAGGACGAAGGUUGA